AUGAACGAAGAGGGCGGAUAUCUGGGCGCGAUGACCUAUCAGUGCUUGUAUAAUCCAGUCAUGGAGAAAUUGAAGUUUGUCGGCGCUUCUUUGAGCAUUCUAUAGCUUUUUGUUUCAGGCAACAACAUCGCGACGAUCCCAGAGCGUCCCUGGCCCUCAACGUAAGUUUUUCUGAUAUUUAACCAAUUUUAACUUGCAAGGCUUCUUCAGAAACUGCACAACGCACUGACCACUUGUGAGCAAGCUUCUCCGUCGUUUCUCUACGAUUUUACCAAGGUUAUUUUGGACGAUUCAGAGUUAAACGUCAAUCUGCAGGUGCGUCUUUACAAAUCUGAUCCAUUUGAAUGCCCUCUUUUUGCAGGAGUCCUACUUGAGAAUGCAUGAUACUUCGCCGACGAACGACUUGAUUGUCAGUGGCUAUGAACAGAAUGGCGACUACAAAGAGCUCACGAAACGGUAAAAGCUCUCAUGAAAGCGAGUCAGCCGUUUUUUUGUAUUUCAGAGCCAUCGAGCUGCGUCGUGUGCUGUCCAAAGUGCCGGAAGAGAUGUCAGACCGUCACGCCUUUUUGGAGACCAUCAAACUGAUCGCUUCUUCAAUCAAGAAACUGCUCGAAGCGAUCAACGCCGUCUACAGAAUUGUACCAGUGACCGCGCAGCCGGCCGUCGAGAAACGCAAGCGAGAGUUUGUUCACUAUUCGAAACGAUUCAGUAACACCUUAAAAACCUAUUUCAAAGAUCAGAAUGCAAAUCAGGUAAGUACGAAACUAUCACGUUCGAGAAAAGACAGUAAUUUUAGGUCUCAGUGUCGGCGAAUCAGCUGGUGUUCCAGACGACAAUGAUUGUCCGCACGAUCAACGAGAAGCUGCGUCGCGGUUAA
Molecule: messenger RNA, 877 nt
Organism: Caenorhabditis sp. 36 PRJEB53466
Lineage: Eukaryota; Metazoa; Nematoda; Chromadorea; Rhabditida; Rhabditidae
Source: the annotation of a GenBank genome assembly